UAUAUCUCCAAAUCAUAAAACUUAAAUACAUAUUAGUACAAACAAGUUGUGUUUAAAUUUCCAUUUAGAUUUACAACUGCAUUCUGCGUUAUUUACUCAAGAGUUUUGAUAAUUCAGAAAAUUGGUUUAAUUAAUAAUUGUACACUGUACAGUAUAGACACCAUAUUCGAAGACACAUAUAAUGCAGUUUAUAGCUUCCGAACAUCCACAUAAGCGAUACAAUCCGCUGAAAGGUGAAUGGGUAUUGGUUUCACCGCAUCGUAUGAAAAGACCAUGGGACGGUCAAACGGAGACUGUGAACAACGAUAUGGGACCAGAAUUCGAUCCUACUAAUCCACUUUGUCCCGGAGUGGUCAGAAGUAGCGGCGAAAAAAAUCCAUUUUACACAUCCACGUAUGUAUUCAAAAACGACUUCCCUGCUUUAUUAGAAGACACGCCUUUACCUCCUACAAGUGAUGAUCCAUUGUUUCGCAUUGAAGGGGUUCAAGGCACGUGUCGCGUUAUGUGUUUUCAUCCGAAAUCUAAUAUAACAAUUGCAUUAAUGUCUGUGGACGAAAUAAAAACCGUAAUUAAAAGUUGGAUAGAGCAGUUAGAAGAAUUAGGACAAAAAUAUACGUGGGUGCAAAUUUUUGAAAAUAAAGGUACCAUGAUGGGUUGUUCCAAUCAUCAUCCACAUUGUCAAAUAUGGUCUUGUUCGUUUUUACCAAAUGAACCUCGGAUCAAAGACAUCAAUCAAAGAGAUUACUAUAACAAGUAUGGCCGUCCAAUGCUGCUGGAUUAUGUCGAACGAGAAUUAAAAGCUAAAGUCAGAGUUGUUGUCGAAAACUUAAGUUGGGUCGUGUUGGUACCUUUUUGGGCGAUUUGGCCGUACGAGACAAUGGUGUUACCGAAGAGAUGGAUUAAGAGAAUGAAUGAUAUUACCGAAGAGGAAAAGACCGAUCUAGCUUUGGUUAUGAAAAUUAUAACAACCAAAUACGAUAAUAUGUUUAAAACAUCAUUCCCUUAUUCAAUGGGCUGGCAUGGAGCUCCUACUGGAUCCAACUGGGAUGGUUACGAUCACUGGGUGUUUCACGGUAUUUAUUUACCACCACUGUUGCGCUCGGCUACAGUCAAAAAAUUUAUUUCUGGAUUUGAAUUAUUAGCGCAAUGCCAACGAGACUUAACACCUGAACAAGCAGCUGAAAGACUUCGAGAACAAUCGGAAAUUCAUUAUUUAGUUUCAACUAAAAAAUAAUAUAUUUAAUAAAUAAAUAUUUUUUAAUUUUACAUUAUAUUAAAAUUUUUGUUGGGGAAUAAAAUAUUUAUUUUAGAAAGUUAUACAUACAAAUAUAAUACAAUCAUAUAAUAA
Adelges cooleyi (spruce gall adelgid) is the source of this 1348-nucleotide messenger RNA. RefSeq names its product probable galactose-1-phosphate uridylyltransferase (gene Galt). Gene Ontology annotation, cellular component: cytoplasm. The transcript has 8 exons. The coding region runs from base 182 to 1234 and encodes 350 amino acids. Gene Ontology annotation, biological process: beta-D-galactose catabolic process via UDP-galactose, Leloir pathway. NCBI's taxonomy places the organism in Eukaryota, Metazoa, Arthropoda, Insecta, Hemiptera, Adelgidae. Gene Ontology annotation, molecular function: UDP-glucose:hexose-1-phosphate uridylyltransferase activity; zinc ion binding. The record is from RefSeq and is a predicted model, not a curated record.